AUGCCUCGGAGAGCUCGGCGCUUUCUUCUCCUUUUGGUGGUGGUGACCCUGACGUGUGGCCCCUGGAGCCUCUGUGUGGUGCCAGCCGGUGUCGGAGCGAGGCCGAAAAAUCGGCAUCUUUCGCCCUAUGAGCGGCUCCUCGUGAACAUCAUGAAAGAUGCUGGCUUACAAGGCCGAUGGUCGGAGGUGCAGCGUUAUUGGGAAGGCUACAAUGGCACCGCCCCGGAGGUUUAUGAUGCUGCCAUGGAGGCCGCUUACAGCUGUGGGCAGUAUGCCCACGGGGCCACCAUAUUUAAGAAACGGUUUAACGACACAGCUGAAGUGGACCUGAACUUCUUGUUGACCGGCUUGAGGCUCUUCAGAAAGCUGCGGGACAGGCUGCAGGCAGAGGCCGUUUGGCAGGAAAUUGACACGAAAGGCUGGGCGAAGGAUGUUGAUGUCACUACAAGGCUUCAAGCAUCUGUACUCCUUGGCAACAUCUCAUUGGCUGCUUCUGCGUUAGACGUUAUACGGCAACAGCGUAUCCUGCCGGACCGCUUUCACUGCUCCGCCGCCAUACGGGCAUGUACGACGUCGGAUCAGAAGGGCAGGCACGCGGCAGCUUCGUACUUUCUUGACUACAUGGUGCAGGAGAAUAUGCAGCCGGACACAUUCACUCUGCUCAACGCCCUCACAGCGCAUCGGACAGCCUCACCUCAGGAGAUCGACAGGGUGCUUGAGAAGAUGGCGCUGGCUCGCAUAGAACCCGAUGCCACCAUGACAGAGGCCUACAUGGGAGCCAUGUUCGAGGGCCGGCUGAGAAGAAACGUCACGAGUCCGGAAGAUGUUGCAAAGAGCCUGGCAGGAGUCAGCCCUGAGAGGCUACAGGCAGCGCAGUCAUACUUGGAAGAGCAUCUGGCCGUUCCUGGUAGCCGGACCAAGCUGACGAAACUGGUUAAACUGGUGAUGAACUUCUAUGGGAUUGGAUAA
Symbiodinium sp. CCMP2592 is the source of this 969-nucleotide messenger RNA. NCBI's taxonomy places the organism in Eukaryota, Dinophyceae, Suessiales, Symbiodiniaceae. The record is from the annotation of a GenBank genome assembly.